Molecule: messenger RNA, 1419 nt
Organism: Musa acuminata subsp. malaccensis (wild Malaysian banana)
Lineage: Eukaryota; Viridiplantae; Streptophyta; Magnoliopsida; Zingiberales; Musaceae
Product: pectin acetylesterase 8-like
Biological process (GO): cell wall organization
Cellular component (GO): plant-type cell wall
Molecular function (GO): pectin acetylesterase activity
Source: RefSeq, a predicted model, not a curated record
CAGGUUCUGAGUGUAUUGUCUGCUAUUGGGCCUCUGCUUUGAAGAAAGCUUUUCACAGUGCUUCGGCACUAACAUUUCAGGAUGGUGGGUGCUAAAUCAGGAACAUGGAUUUAUCCUGUCAUCUGCUUUUUCUUUCUUCUGGCCUCUCUGGAAGUGGAUGCUUUAGGUGUACCCAUGACUCUUUUGCAUAGUGCAGUAGCUAAAGGAGCAGUCUGCCUGGAUGGAAGUCCCCCAGCAUAUCAUUUCUCUCCUGGGAGUGGCUCCGGAGCAAAUAACUGGUUGGUUCACAUGGAGGGAGGAGGAUGGUGCCGGAAUGUCGAAGAAUGUCUAGAGCGUAAAAAUAAUUUCCGGGGCUCCUCUAAUCAUAUGAAGCCACUUUCAUUCUCUGGCAUUUUAGGAAAGAGUAAAAAAUAUAAUCCCGACUUCUAUAACUGGAACAGGGUCAAGAUUCGGUACUGUGAUGGUUCAUCGUUUACAGGAGACGUGGAAAGAGUAGAUCCUGCUACAAAUCUUCACUACAGAGGAGCCCGGGUUUGGCUCGCUAUCAUGGAAGAUCUGUUGGCAAAAGGAAUGAACAAAGCAGAAAAUGCACUUCUUUCUGGUUGUUCAGCAGGUGGAUUGGCGUCCAUCCUACACUGUGACAAAUUCCGCAGUCUUCUACCAGCAAGUGCAAAAGUUAAAUGCUUUUCUGAUGCUGGUUAUUUUAUUGAUGGGAAGGACAUUACUGGAACGACCUCUAUCAGAUCCCUUUACAAUGAUGUUGUCAACCUUCAUGGGUCAGGAAAAAAUUUGCCAUCUUCAUGCACUUCAAGCUUAUCACCUAGCCUGUGCUUUUUCCCACAGAAUGUGGUGCCUAAAAUGAGCACGCCCCUCUUUAUACUGAACGCAGCGUAUGAUGCCUGGCAGAUCAAGAAUACUUUAGCACCAAGUUCUGCUGAUCCCCACAAAAGUUGGAAUGCCUGCAAGCUUAAUAUAACGAGUUGUUCGUCAGAUCAACUUGAGAAAAUGCAAGAUUUCAGGUCAGAGUUUCUGCGUGCACUGCCGGCAAGUGGCAACUCAUCUACGGGCAUGUUCAUAAUCUCAUGCUAUGCUCAUUGCCAGUCAGGGAGUCGCGACAUAUGGUCAGGAACUGAUUCCCCGAUGAUUGAUAAGAUGUCAAUUGCAAAAGCUGUGGGAGACUGGUACUCCGGGCGAAGUGUUGUUAGAAAGAUUGAUUGCCCAUAUCCAUGUAAUUCUUCGUGUCGCAACCGUAUAGAUGAAUGAAUCCGUGGAAGAUUAGUGAUCUUGUUGUAUUCCCAUGAGAAUAAGUGCGGAAAGCAACCGCAUAAACAUUCUGUCACCCAACACACCUUUAUGUUAUGGAGCUUAUUGGCUCUCAUCAACCUAACUAUUUGUCUUACCCACAUUUUAUGUGAGUCC